AUGGGAAAAGUCGUGUUUUUCUCACUUUUAGUGGCUACUAUAGCACUGUUUCUCGGAGAACGCAUCGUUAAUAUAAGGAAAAGAGCACUGGCACAUCGGGAGCUGGAGAAGAACCACCUUCCGAACUGUGUUCUGCUUCCAAACCUGAAUCAAGGGUCCGAGGACAUCACUGUACUUGAAAAUGGACUUGCUUUUAUCAGCACGGGUUUGAGGUAUCCUGGCAUGCCCAGCACAGACACUACUGUGGGCAAAAUGUACAUAUUGGACCUUAAAGAGCAGAGAAUUAAGCCAAUAGAGCUGCGCAUGCCAAGAAACUUUGAUUUGGAAUCCUUUAACCCUCACGGCAUAAGUGCAUACACCAACCCAAGUGAUGGCAGUGUCCGUCUGUUUGUCGUCAGUCACCCAGAGCAGAAAACCCAAAUCGAGGUGUUUACAUUUGUGGAGGAGGACUACUCUCUCGUUUAUGUGAAAACCAUCAGACAUGAACUUCUCUACAGUGUGAAUGAUAUUGUGGCAGUGGGAGCGGAGAGCUUCUUUGCCACCAACGACCAUUAUUUUGAGAAUGAGUUUUUGAGAAGCACGGUAGAGUUGAUUCUGGCUCAGCCUUGGACCAACGUUGUCUACUACAGCCCAACAGAGGUCAAGGUCGUCUCCGAUGGAUACUAUUGCGCAAACGGCAUCAACAUUUCACCAGAUCAAAAGCAUGUGUACGUGGCUGAUGUAUUUGACCACAACGUUCAUGUUUUGGAAAGGAAGCACAAUAAUGAACUGGUGUUUGUGAAAAGCGUGGCGGUGGGAUCCCUGUGUGACAACCUGGAGGUGGACCCCAAAACUGGAGACGUGUGGUCGGGAUGUCACCCCAAUGCAUGGAAGCUUUUUGUCUUCGACCCAAGUGACCCUCCUGGAUCUGAGGUGAUCCGGAUCCAGAACAUUCUGUCAGAGGAGCCUGUGGUGAAGCAGGUGUACGCAGACGACGGUCAGAUCCUCCAGGGGUCGUCUGUGGCUGCUGUGUACGGAGACAAGCUGCUCAUCGGCACUGUGUUCCACAAAGCCUUAAUCUGUGAUCUGAAGUAG
Molecule: messenger RNA, 1074 nt
Organism: Knipowitschia caucasica
Lineage: Eukaryota; Metazoa; Chordata; Actinopteri; Gobiiformes; Gobiidae
Source: the annotation of a GenBank genome assembly